Anoplopoma fimbria (sablefish) is the source of this 900-nucleotide messenger RNA. RefSeq names its product protein TsetseEP-like. The record is from RefSeq and is a predicted model, not a curated record. NCBI's taxonomy places the organism in Eukaryota, Metazoa, Chordata, Actinopteri, Perciformes, Anoplopomatidae.
AUCUCCUCUCCGACCUCCACCAUGGAUCUGGACCCGACCUUCAUCCUCUCCGCGCUCUUCUUCACCGUCGUGGCCGUUUACUUGGCCUCGUCGCUGCUGAGCAGGAGGCCCGACGCCUCGUCCUCCUCUGCGGGGAAGCAGGAGCCUCAAGGCGGCUACGAGGACUCCGUCCCUCCGUCCAGAGCUCUGGGACAACCAGUGCAGGAGCUCCAGGUGGAGGUUGCUCCUGAACCAGUAUCAGCACCAGAACCAGUAUCAGCACCAGAACCAGUCACAGUACCAGAACCAGUACAGCACCAGAACCAGUCACAGUACCAGAACCAGUAUCAGCACCAGAACCAGUCACAGUACCAGAACCAGUCACAGUCAGAACCAGUAUCAGCACCAGAACCAGUCACAGUACCAGAACCAGUCACAGUACCAGAGACUCUACCAGAACCAGUCACAGUACCAGAACCAGUCACAGUACCAGAGACUCUACCAGAACCAGAACUUGUCCCAGAACCAGUUGCGGCACAAGAAGUGGCUGCAGCACCAGAACCGAUCCCAGAGCCAGAGCCAGAACCAGAACCAGCCGCAGAGCCAGAACCUGUCCCAGAACCAGAACCUGUCCCAGAACCAUCUCCGGUGCCUGAGGAAGAGCCUCUGGUGCAGUCUGAACCCGAAUAUGAACCUGGACCUGUUGAGGAGCAGUUCUUACCUGAGCUGAUCCCUGGUUCUACAGAGGACCGCCUGCUGACCCCCGAACCUGUUAUAGAGGAACCACAGCUAGAACUAGAACCAGAGACCAUCACGGACAACGAUUCGGCUGCAGCUGAAGUGAAGUUCACUCACGGAAAGAAACCGAGCAAGUUUGAGACGAUGAUGACGAAGGAGGAGAUCGAGGAGGAGCAGAGGUGA